CAUGAGAACGAACGGAAUUGGACUCGAGGGAUGAAGUGGCAUCAGGUUAUCAUCCAUCUGCUAGAGAUGCGGUGUGCCGUUUUGAGAGAGGGCUUGGAAGUCCUCUUCCCAAUAGAGCAAAGGGAAUGGAAGCCAACGAAAUGGAGAGGCAUGGCAUGGCAGGGUUUGGAAGCAGCCAUCGAUAGAGAGCAAACAGAUUGAACGUUGCGGCAACCACGACACCCCGUCGCUGUUUCCGCUCCAACCAUCCCGAUCGCACCGAUGGUGCCUCCUCCUCCUCCUCUUUAGCAGCAGCAGCAUUUCAUCUCAACAGCUUCGAUUGAUGGUGCUGUGUGUUUGUUCGAAGUUUUCGUGGGAUCAGGAGAGUGACGUAUGGCCGCAUGCCCCUCAUAGUUCACGCGUCGAAGUCAUUUUGGUUAUCCUAGAUGGAAAUUGAAUCGCUUCAUCUGAGUAGUCGCGAUUCAAUGUUAGCGACAUGCAUGCAUUCCUUCUGACGGAAACGUGUUUUGUAGUAUGGCGUCGGGAGCAAUGGCUGUAUGUAUUUCGGUUUGGAAACUGUUGUGCGCUGAGCAUGAGUCGUACACCUAGUUGUCCUCUGAGUUUUUGAGUGGAUUAACGGAAUUUUGUUCUCUUCAUGUAUUUCGAGCCUGGUUCAAUUUUGUGUGGUAAUUCUUGACGGGAGAAUUCUAGGUUUGUCAACUGCAGAGGUGUUGAUGGAACCUAUAGCAGUUGAAGGCUCGAUGUUGUUCCGUCAUUUGUUACUAGACUGCAUCGUAGGAUGUAUGUCGGCUCGUUUUGGAAGACAUCUUACUGCUAUAAAUGUGAGUUGCUAGUGUACAGUUUGUUGGUCUCAGAGUAGUUCACUUGAAGUGAGUGAGGAAUCGACCAAUUCUUGUUACAAUUCUGUAAUUAUGUUGCUUUAUAUUAUACAAAUGCACUCGGCUUUCGUGGCGCUUGCUGGACAUGGUUAAACCAUGCUCAGUUUUCAGAUCUUGGGCCCUGCACUUUUCCCUUUCCACAAUAUUCUGUGUAAAAAACUUUCCGCUCAGUAUGGACCAGCUAUUUGAUUCCUUACUAUCUUGUUUAUAUCAAUCUCUCAGUAUGAGUUUCAGCGAAAAAGCGUAUUCCCUCUUCACCCCUAAUUGCAGCUUUUUGCCACUAAUUACAUGUGAUGCCUUUGACUUUCGGAUUUUCUAAGCAGAUUUGGAUCCAAACCUUUACUCUUACAAAAAGCUUAUUGUAGUUAACACUGCAUCUGAGGGAAUAGGUGUUUGAAAAGACCUUGUUUCCGCUAUUCUUUAUCCCUUUUCAAGUGUUUGGGAUACUUGUCAUUAAAUGCGAAGUGUUUUUCUCGUCUUCAAAAUGAUGAGCACAACCACCAGUUUGUCGUUAAGGUUAUUAAAUCAUGAUCUUCCGACUUUCUUUUUCUUGAUGGAUCCUCGGCUGUGUUAUAGAAGUCGUAUGGAGGCCAUGCCAGUACAAGAAUGCAGCAGCUUACGCGCUGAUGAUUUCCACACGAGACUCCGCUUAAAAGCAGCCUAGGGAGGUGUAUGGACGUUGCAAAUAUUCAGCAACAGAUAACCUUCAGGGUUUUUGAUCUGCCAAACUUCUGCUUCAAGCGAUUUAUGAUUCCAAUGCAGCUACGGAAACGAAAGCCGGUGAACUACUCUGAUGAUCAUGCCCUCUUCUCGAAGUUGCUUUCAGAAACUGAAGACCCCGAUAGCAGCGACACGAACAAUUUCUUAAUGGGAAACGUAGCUGCUCAUGGAAAAUCCAAGACAGACAUUGAAGCUUCAUCAGAGGGAGAUGUUGAAACUGCCCUGGCUCGCAGUUGGGGGAGCUUUCAUCUUCGUAGCGUCCUUGGUGGACGCAGGGGGCAAAACUCAAAUCAAGAUGGAGGUGACACUUUUGUGAAAACCAGCAAGCUAGCAGGGAUGACUACCUCGGAACGUGUCGAUGUGCUUGUAAGAGGAGCAGGUUUAAGUGAUGUAGCCCUGUUAUCAGAAGAAAAUUCCAAUUCAAUGAGUGGCUUCAAUGGUUUUAUUAGGAUGGCUCUACCCUCAUUUCAAGAAGAGAAAAGAAAGAGAAAAUUAGAGGAACUUGAAAAAGUCCGAAACUGGGAGCGUCCUUCAAGUUGUUUGGGUUUGAAGGAAGGUCACUUUUGUGAUCCUGCACAUCACAUGCGUAAUGACAAUGGUAUACGACCAGCGGCUCCAAGAUCUGCCCCCACAGUUGGUCAACAUGAUGUCUCAUGUAACGAAGAAAGUCGUCACCUUCCGUUGCACGAAAUUCAGCUCAAUGGAAAAGAAAGUCCUACCAGCGCAUCCUUGGACAAGUUCCAGGAGGAACUUAGCACUGUUAAUGUGGCGAACGGUUCUUAUCAAGAUGAGCACACAGCAGAAGAAAUGAACUGUCGUGAACUGUCUGAGAAGGAGAAGCUUUCUCUAAAUUCUGGCGAUAAAGUAGAGGCUUGUUUGCCAGAUUUGGAUGAUCCUUCCACUUCCGGUGUGGAGGACCACGCGACACUUGAUGUUUCUUCCAGCCGUCCUAAGAGGUUGCGAAGGAUCCGCCAAGUUUCUAGCAUGAAACAGAAAUUGGGAAGCGGUAGAAUGGCAAUGGUAGAUGACCUCGCGUAUCAUCAAUUUGUGGAAUGCGAGAGCAGUGUCAAAACAGCAAGGGUGAAGAUUGAAGGAAUAGCCCCUAGUUCUAGUUACGAUGGUGAAUACAAACUUGAAGGAAGUGAUAAUUUCGGUCAUAAUGAUGAUCUAAGCCUGGAACUUCCUUUCAAUAAACACGAAAAUCGACCUUACUUAGUUCGACGAAUCGGUCGGGUGGAGAAGAUUUUGUCGGUCAAGAGUAGAGAUGCAGGCGCUGAUGCCGUCUUCCGUGUGAAGGAGACCCUACGAAGUUAUAGGGAAACGGUCAGCGUCCAGGGCUCUGUCCUGCAGAAACACUGUCCUCAGCUUCUGAGGAGUUUCCACAAGCGCAUGGAUCACUUAGGAAGGAAGAGUGGUCAUACUCUUGAUGAUACGAACUCUCCCGACUUUGACCCUGUCUAUACCAAAAUAGAUAGGAUAAUUGCAUCUGAGCAACGUGGAUCCAAGAAAUACUAUCUGGUGAAGUGGUGUGGCCUUCCCUACACGGAGGCAACAUGGGUUAGAGAGGAAAACCUGAGUCAAGAUGUUGCAGCAAUUUGCCGAUUCCACAAAAUAUCCCUGAGGACUUCUGCCGUACGACGAGCUGAAAUAUUGUCACAGGGUGUUUUCAAGGAUGGAAGGAGACUCAGGGACUACCAGGAGGCAGGUGUUGCAUGGCUUGAUCACAACUUUAAAAACCGAACCAAUUGCAUAUUAGCUGAUGAGAUGGGUUUAGGGAAGACCAUUCAGUCUGUCGCAAUGCUCGAGAACCUCCGUACAAAACGAAAAAUUCGAGGCCCAUUUUUGGUUGUGGCACCAGUAUCAACGCUUGGCCACUGGCGACGUGAAGUUGAGUCCGCGACGGAUAUGAAUUGUGUCGUGUAUACUGGAAAUCAAGAAGACAGGCAGAUAAUUAGAAACUAUGAAUUUUAUUAUGGUGAUGGAAAUUCCUCCGAAUUAAAAUUCAAUAUCUUGUUAACGAGCUUCGAAAUCCUCAUGAAGGACCAGAACAAGCUUGCAAGGGAGACUUGGCAAUACAUUAUCGUUGAUGAAGCCCACAGGCUGAAAUCUCGAGAGUCGAAAACAGCUCAAGCUUUACGACAACUGCGCGUGAGACACGGUGGUCUUCUGCUUCUAACAGGCACUCCUGUUCAGAAUAAUACGAAAGAGUUAUUUAGCCUCCUCUAUCUCCUUGAUCGGAACGAGUUUGACUCAGAGGAGGAUUUCCUUCUAAAGUAUGGCGACAUCAAGGCAGCUGAACAGAUCAAAGACCUUCAAGAUAAUAUUUUGAGACCCAGACUAUUAAGGCGUAUGAAGGAGGAUGUAGAGAAGAGUAUUCCUAUGAAGGAAGAGGUGACUAUCGUUUGGGUUGAAUUAACCAAGGAGCAGCGAGCUUUCUACCGAGCUAUCUAUGAAAACAAUAUUUCGACGUUAUUAAAGGGUUCGAUAGCCACCAACAUGCCGAGUCUUAGAAAUGUGGCCAUGGAGCUAAGAAAGCUGUGCAACCACCCAUUUUUGUGCGAUGGACUUGAGGAGAGUAUUGUGUUCAAGCAUCGCUCAUUGAACGAUGGCAAUGCUUCAAAUUUGGCUGAGACGCUACUUUCCCAGAGUUCAGGAAAGAUGGUAUUGGUCGACAAACUCUUGCCUAAACUGAAGGAAGCAGGUCGUCGCGUACUCAUCUUCUCUCAGUUCACAAUGAUGCUCGACCUAUUAGAAGACUAUCUUCUAUCAAAGGGGUAUUCCUAUGAACGUAUCGAUGGCAAAAUACGUGGUUCUGAUCGCCAGGCAGCUAUUGAUCGUUACUCGGCGAAAGAUAGCAGCAUCUUUGUCUUUCUUCUAAGCACUCGUGCUGGAGGAUUGGGCAUCACUCUUACAGCUGCAGACACAUGUAUAAUAUAUGAUUCUGAUUGGAACCCUCAAAAUGACCUCCAGGCCAUGGCUCGUUGCCACAGGAUUGGUCAAACCAAAGAUGUAAAAAUAUACCGGCUCAUCACAAGGAACACAUAUGAGCAACGUUUGUUUGAGUGCUCCUCAAGAAAGUAUGGUCUGGAUGAGGCUAUAUUGGGUAAUCGGAUGGGAGUUGAUGUAACCCAAGAUCAUAACAAAAAUAUUGAAAGCCUCCUUAAGCACGGAGCAUAUGACAUACUUAAGGAUGAUGGAGAAGCAGCAUCUGAAUUCAGCUCCCAAAAUAUUGAACAGAUUCUGGAGCAGAGAACUCAACAGCGACAGAUAGGAGGGCGAACGAACAAUACAUUUUCUGUCGCGACGUUUAUAUCAAAUCCUGAAUUAGCAUCUGAAGAUAUUCCUGAGGCAGAAUGUGAUGCAACAGCAUCGUGGCAUGAGUUGCUUCCCGAGGCUUGUGAGAAGGCUGUUUUGGAAGCUAUGGACUCGAAAUCACCAAUAUUGCCUUUGUCAGGAGGUCUCCGUAAAAGGACUCGCAGUGGGAUGAAUUAUAAAGACAUGGGUGUAUUCGUUGAGAAUGAAAAUUCAGAUGGAAAUGAUGCAUUAAGGAAAAUGAGGAAGUGUACAAGAGCCAGGGUUGGCCAGGAACCACAAGGGCUCGAUCCAUCUGUAAAACAAUGGUCUGAUCGAGAGCUUAAACGAUUAGAAGAUCAACUGUUUGCGCUGGGAAGGGGCCGCACUGAUCAAAUCAUGGGAGAAGCUCGACUAAGCCACCGUGGUUCUGAAGAAGUUGAAGAGGUUUCUGAAGCACUGAUCCAUCUUUGUCAGUACAUGCAAGUGUGUAAUGGCUUUGGAGUCUUUCAACCAGAUUCUCCAACAACGGGUGAAGUGACGGGGAAAGCAAGUGAUCGAAGAUAUCCAAUUAUUGGGCCAUCACUUUCAGCUAUCCAAGAACAGGGAAUUACAAAAUCGAAAUUAAUCACUAAAGUUGAGACCAGAAGCAAGCGAAACUGUGGUACUCGGGUAUUGUCUAAUGCAACUAAAUUGAUGAUCAACGGAGAGAUCCAACCUUCACGAGGAAAGUCUCAGCUUGACGCAGGAGGAGAAUCUUUGGAGGACACUCAUCACGAGCCCCCAGUAGUACCAGCUGUUGCUUUACUAGCGAUGCAAUCAUUAGAGUUUCAGCAACGACUUCAAAAAGAGGCCCAAAGGUAUUUGCAGUCCUUGGAGGAUAGCCAAUUAUUGGCUGAGGCUCUUCAGUCUCAACUUGGAGCUUUUCCCCCUCACGUUGCUUUCAGAUCAAAGAAGCUUCCAGAUUGGUGGGGGAAAAAGGAAGAUGCUGACCUUCUAAAGGCGGCACACCUGUAUGGUCAUAAAUUCUUUAAAAGGAUGAAGUCAGACACUAGUCUCUCCUUCGUUUCAAGGGUGAACACUCUUGUCAACACCAAGAAUUCCAACGCAAAAUCCCGUCCGAAGGUGCAGGACUCAAUUGGAAAGAAGAGCGAAGAUUUGCCCUCGGAAUCUGUGCUCUGCUCGAGGCUGAAGAAACUUACGGAGGCCCUACGCGACGCGGCAAGGAAGAAGGUGCCAGAGAUGGUUCACAUUUCAGAAUCCUCUCACAGGAAGGCAGGAGAUCGGCAAGGGUCUGAUGCAGCACCUUUGAAUGAAAAUCCAGAAAAGGCAAUUGGUGUUUUGAGUUGCCCUCCAUCUUCCAAUCAGCUCUGUAUGACAAAAAUCCUAACCGCUAGCUUGGCUAUGGAUUUUGAGAAGAAGGGUAAAGGAGAAGGUUCACAUUCCAAAGGAGCCUCUGGAACUCAUGCAGGCUUACCCGACUGCAAUAUGGCUGGAUCCAAGGGUAGAUUUCUUCGAUCCCCAUAUUUUUCAGGAACAGUGAGAUCAUCAAAAGUAUUUCGUCUGAAGAAAAAAAAGUCGUCAAGGUCCAGAAGGACUGUUCAGUUCAAGUCACCGAAACAGGAGGACGUAAUUUUCAAGGUUCUCAAGGACGAGAAACGUAAGGAAAUUCAGGAUUCUCUCAGACGUAAGCAACAAGCAAGUGAUAAACAUUAUGAAACUGGCAGUAGUAGCAGAAAAUACAGAAACGUUUCGUGCAAAUCGAGAUCUUAUCAUUAAAAUGCUCACUGUACCUUCAUUUUGUUAGUGCUCGUCCUGGUGGGUCGCCUUCUGUAGGUCUCGAAACUGAGGGUAUGGGAUAUGAGCUUAUUUAAUAGUGUUCACAUUCAGUGAACAGAUUUGUGGAAAUGAACUUCGGAUUGAAAUAGAUAGAAUUUCGUCAGGUCCGCAUCUGUCCUCUCUGACUUUAGCUGCUCUCAAUUUUUGAAUAUUCGGAGGAACAGAUUCAUAUUCAGAGAAAGAGCUACUCGCUCAAUCUGAUUGGUACAGCAGUUUUGAGUGAUUAUCAUUUCCUUGAGCAAUUGGGUAUUAUUAUCAAGUUACACCCCGUCA
This is a messenger RNA of Physcomitrium patens, 7001 nucleotides long. RefSeq lists its product as uncharacterized. Gene Ontology annotation, molecular function: ATP binding; ATP hydrolysis activity; ATP-dependent chromatin remodeler activity. The record is from RefSeq and is a predicted model, not a curated record. Gene Ontology annotation, biological process: chromatin remodeling. NCBI's taxonomy places the organism in Eukaryota, Viridiplantae, Streptophyta, Bryopsida, Funariales, Funariaceae. Gene Ontology annotation, cellular component: chromatin; nucleus.